CUCUCACUCCCUACCCUUAAAAUUCUCACUCUCGCGUACACUGGAUAUGUGCAUGCAAGGGAUAGAUGAAAAAAGAGAAGGAUAGAAGGAGAAAAGGAGGCGGUGAAGUGGUGGAGGGGGGCGUCGCGACGUCAGGCCCAGAGCUGGUCCGUCCGUCGUCCGGCCGACUCGAAACAUCGGAACCGCGAAAUUCGCGAGAUCUAGACACGCGAAUAUAGAAAAGAGUUACAUACAUACGCGCGUCGUCGCGAUAGACGCGCACACAUGCGUCUCUAUAAAGCGACACGGACAAAAGACAACAAAUGUCCACGUACGCACACACAUGCAACCACCACCCUCUUCGGACAGUGCCGUCGCGUAUACAAUCUUGGUUGCAUCGCCCGAUGAUGAUGAUGAUAGAUCAUCUGGAAUUAAAAUAAAAAAAAUAUUUGAUUCUUCAUUAAAGUUCCAAAAAGGGGUUCUUCUCUAUGGAUUACGGAUUGAGUUGACCUGCAUACUUGUCCUCCAAGCACGAGGACUAAUUGAGUGCCAAACAAAUUUUUUCCCAUCAUUCGAUCUGAAUUGAUCAUUCCUUUUGAGUAUGGAAGAAAAUUCGCGUAAAAGGUGCAUUCUGGGAAGUUGGAUAUAAAAAGUGUGAAUGGUGAUAGGCAAGUGCUUUAGAAAAGUGAACUGAUGACUAAUUUGGGAAAUUAAAGUUUCAAAAAAAAAUAAGUGUGAGACUUGAGGGAUUUAUAGUGGAUUAAGAGGUUCUUUAAAGGGACUUUCAUUGGCGUUUUGUCAAUUUUGAUUUGAUCGACUUUUUUUGUCGUACCGACGGCACGAAUUGAGUGGACGCGCCGAUCGGAGGAGUGUCUAAUAAUAAUCAAGAGGCAAAGGGAUGACACGGAGAAAGCAGGCUCGACCCAAUCGUGCCCACCUCGAGGACGAUUUUGUCCAGGGAUCUCUGGAGAUUUUUCCCCUGAGAACAUUCGAAAACGAUACCCGAGAAGAAAAUGACUCAGCUUCGGAAGAUGAGGAAAGUGGGGGAGGAGCCAUUGGUGAGGAGGCCGUUGAUCUUACGGCAACACGUUCCCAUCAUGGAGAUGAGGAUGAGAAGGACCCAGAAGAAUUACCGGUGGAGGAGGACGAGGAUGAAGGUGUUGAUGAACAGGAGGAGCAGGACGAGGAUGAAGAAGGUUCCCGCAAGCAAAUGCGUCACCGUCAGGACGCGGAGAAUAAUAACAGCUUUGUGGAGGGUGGUCCAGCUGCAGGAAUCUUCCCACCAGCCGGAACUAGUCACGUCACCCUUGGAGCCCUUGAAAACACAAAGGUGGCAGUCGCUCAAUUCGCAGCAACUACCGCGGCGGGCGGUGCAGACAGUGAGGCAGUUCUCCAAGAUUACGCCCUCUUAAAGAACACACUCUACACCCUUCAACACCAGCACGUUUUCCAACUUCAGCUGAUCAAUCAGUUGACCCAACAGCUAUCGGGAUCACAAACUGGUGCACAAAAUAUGGCUGUAGGAGAAUCGACCGCCUCUGACAGCAAAGAAGCUUCACCAUCUCCAGUUGCGAAUCCCAAAACACAUUCUGUCCUCACUUCUCCCCCUCCUUCCAGACCGCCCAGUCAUCAUCAAUCAUCUCCUUCGCCCCUAACUCCAAAUUUACCGCAGGAAAGGCCGGCUCCUGCAAACAGUGCAUCACCCGUCGGUGUAACACUUCCUCCGACUACUGCGACCACGCCUACCACAACGUCCAGCAUACAAACAAUGAGUCAUCAAAUGCCACCUCUCUGUUCAAUUAGUUCAUCAUUAGCGGCUUCAAUCAUCACAAACAAUGAUCCACCGAAUCUUCACGAACCAAAUACUCUGGAGAUGCUUCAGAAGCGUGCACAAGAAGUACUUGAUAACGCGAGUCAAGGUCUCUUGGCGAACAAUCUUGCGGAUGAACUUGCCUUCAGGGGUAGUAAAGGUUCAAGACUGUCUCCCUAUGAUUCGAAAUCCGGUGGCGGUCGGGGUGAACCCUUCUUCAAACAUCGAUGUCGUUACUGUGGCAAGGUCUUUGGCAGCGACUCCGCCCUCCAGAUCCACAUACGGUCACACACAGGUGAGCGUCCCUUUAAGUGCAACGUCUGCGGAAGCCGAUUCACCACCAAAGGAAACUUGAAGGUCCACUUCCAAAGGCAUACGGCCAAGUUUCCACACAUUAAAAUGAAUCCAAAUCCCGUUCCCGAACACCUGGAUAAGUAUCAUCCUCCUCUCCUUCAACAGCUCGCAAAUUCCGGACAAAGACCAUUACCCUCACCACCACCACCUCCCCAUCAUCCUCCCUACCAUCCCGCAGCAGCACACGGUUUUCUUCCACCACAACCUCCCUUACCUCUUAGUCUAACCAUGCCCGGUAUGUCGCCCAUUUAUCGACCUCCUCUUGUCAAUCACCGAGAUGAUCAAGACGUCCCCGAGAACCUCAGCAAGCCUGUUACAACGGCACGUGCAAUCUCUCCUCACUCACCCGACACUCAGAAUUCUCAUCCCUUUCUCGAUCACCAACUCUCCAAACCACCGUUCGAACAGAGGGAGGAAAUAAAGGUAGAGCAACCGUUACUGGAAUCAUUUCAGCAACAGCCGUCCAGUCAAGAGAGUGGAGAGCAAAUAACCCCCAAACGAGAACCCGAAGACACCGACGAGCAACCGGAGGACGAAGGUGAGGAAUUUGAGGAAUCUAGAAAAUUUAUGAACUCUUCACCAUCUUCAGCAAAUCCACCUUCCCACGAUUUGGUGAAUCCUCAUCAAUACGAAGACUGCAGUAUGGAUAGUAAAAUUAGCGAGAGGCUGGAAGGCGACGUCGACAUGGAAGCCGACGAAGAAAUGGAGGAGCAACCCGAGAACCUUUCAGGAAGAGGUCCCGGUCAUCUCCUCUCCCAACAACCAUUCACAUACCCCGGGGCAUCACCGGCAAGUAGUAGUGCCAGUAGCGGAAGUCUUCAAACCUCCUUCGCCGGAAUAAUAUUUACUGGACCACCACCACCGCCCCUACCACAUCAACAUUUACCUCAUCAUCACGUUUCCACGACUGCAACAACUCCCACAGGCUCCGUCAGUGACAUGGUCAUUGAUCCAGCGCGCGAUCCAGCUAUCUACUCCAGCCUCCUACCCCGACCUGGAAGUAACGACAACUCCUGGGAAAGUUUAAUCGAAAUAACCAAAUCCUCGGAGACAAUGAAACUCCAACAACUUGUCGACAAUAUCGAGCAUAAACUAACCGAUCCCAACGAAUGCGCCAUUUGUCAUCGAGUUCUCUCCUGCAAAAGUGCUCUCCAAAUGCACUACCGCACACACACCGGAGAACGACCCUUCAAAUGCAAAAUUUGCGGAAGGGCCUUCACUACAAAGGGCAAUCUCAAGACUCACAUGGGUGUUCAUCGAGCGAAACCACCAUUGCGAGUCCUCCACCAGUGUCCCGUUUGUCACAAAAAAUUCACCAACGCACUUGUUCUUCAACAACACAUACGACUGCACACCGGUGAACCCACGGAUCUCACUCCCGAGCAAAUACAAGCAGCCGAAGUAAACGAAUACCCCGGCUAUCCUCACAAUCCCCUAGCCUCGUUUCUACCGCAAGGCUUUCCACCCCUCCACCCAGGCGGUCCAGGUUUUCUAGCCUUUCCACCACCCCGACACGCACUAGAAAGGCAAUCACAGGAGAGCGAUGAGACAAAAGACUUACAUCAAAGAUUCCCCGACGAGCCCAUCGACGACAUGGAGGACCCCGAGGAGGAAGACGACGACAGGCGAGACGAGGACGAGAGAUGCGUGGAUUCCCGAGAGAGGCGAUUGGUCGAAGAAGAAGAGGAACCCGAGGACGAACACGACGAACCCGAACAGAAGGAAAUACCAAUAAUCCCCUCCUUCUCGACAUCCUUAGCAGCACUCGAAAAUCAAGUGAAAACAAUCACCACAAUGGCUCAGGGACAAAUGAAUCAAAUAAAUCAAAUUAGAUCGCCACCAAUACAUCGAUACAAUGGCAGUGAGAAGAGUACAAGUCCACCUGGUAUUGGAGCACCACUAGACUUAACACCAAGAGCCUCAUCAACCCCGGCGUCUGUAGCUUCAGCAUCGACACCACCACCACUACUACUACAACCACCACCACCACCACCAUCAUCAUCACUACAAACCACACCACAUCAUCCUCAUCCAUUCGGAAUGUUUGCAGGACUCUUGCAAGCUGUAUCGUCAUCUCCAUCAAUGAAUACCAUGGGGACAAGUAUAAAUAGUAUUUCGCCAAUGAAUGCUGUCAGUCCUGGCAGUGGUGGUGGCGGCGGGCCUUUAGCCUCUCUAACAACAUCGGCCGUUUUGGCAGCGACCUCCACUUACAAUCCGCUUGGCCUAGCUGUCGGAGGGCCAGCAGUACGUGGCAACACUACGUGUAAUAUCUGCUACAAGACAUUCGCGUGUAACUCUGCAUUGGAAAUUCAUUACCGGAGCCACACGAAGGAACGACCUUUCAAAUGCACCAUCUGCGAUCGAGGAUUUUCAACCAAGAGUGACGGAACAAUGAUAGAAUCGUGCUCAUGCACUGAGCAGGAAAAUGGAUUAUCCACAAGACCUUCAGCAACUUCAGUUAAAACCGAACUUCCAUACCAAACGUUAUCAGCGCAACCGCCAUCGAUAGUAUCGGCCAAAUCACGAGAGAAGCCAAAACGCAGGAGACGGCGGCCCGAGGAUCGUAAGAAUCGGGGGCGGACUGGGACUGGAGAGGGGCGGGGACUGACGUCUACCUAUGCUGCAAUCUAUGGGGACGUACGCCUGCCCCCACUGAUGCCCCCCGCCCUCGGACUUCUAACCUCGGACCCCGUAUUCCUGGGCAACAUGAAGCAACACAUGCUAACUCACAAAAUCCGGGACAUGCCACCUCAUCUCUUUAGUGAUUCCAAGCCACCAAUUCAACAGCAUCAACAACCACUUCAAGAACAAGAAAGCUCUAGAAGUCCAAUGUGUACUGACGAGUCUAGUUUGCCUCCACCACCACCACCUCCGCCUCCUCCACCACCAAUGCCACCAACAACAGUUGUUGAGUCCAUAGUUCCAGUAAAGAGAUCUCACACUGAAACUGAACUGUCAGCACCCAAAAGGCCACACAGCAUGUCCAGCAAGCACUUGUGCCAGGUUUGCAAUAAGAAUUUCUCCUCAUCCUCGGCGCUACAGAUUCAUAUGAGGACGCACACUGGUGACAAACCAUUCAGAUGCACCGUCUGCCAGAAGGCCUUCACCACCAAGGGCAAUCUUAAGGUUCACAUGGGUACGCAUAUGUGGACCAACGGAACCUCCAGACGAGGACGGCGAAUGUCACUGGAUCUUCCUCCUCUGCCCAUCACCCCCAAGGACUCAGAGUUUCUCCAGCGAAGACCGGAUCUCUUCUAUCCCUACCUACCCACGCCAUUCCUUAAUGGAGUUCAACAAAAGCUGAACGAGAUUUCGGUGAUCCAAGGUAGCAACGGUAUGCCAGUUCAUCCGGUAAAUGCAAGCAAGUACGCGGGAAUUUUUGGCUCAGUUUACAGUGGGGGAUUCCCUCUGGAAAAACAACCAAUGACACCCAGUAAUGGUCCAUUGGGCGACACAAAAUCAGCCCUUGCCUCUGGAUCAAUGCUAUUCCAAACACCAUCCCCGGCACAUUCCCCAGGAGCGCCAUCCUCAAAUACAGGAAAUCAAAAUUCAGCAAGCAUACCCCCAUGGAGUGGCGAACCUCUACAGCAUCACUACGAACGCGAUACACCAUCAAGAACAGAGAGCAAUCCAACACCGCCAUCAGCACGUUUACCACCUCCACCUGCACCACGAGGGGAAGGUCUAGCCGCAUGAAGAUUUUGCAUCUCCGUUCCUCGCUACAUACCCUCCAAAAUCUACUCCCGCUGAUCAAAUUCUCCAAUUACAUAAAAAACCUACCCAAACAAUUCCUUGUCUAUCUCCGUCCUGCUAGUAAAAUACACAAUCAGUGACGCAUUUCAUUUCCAAGCAUUUCCCCUCCAAAAAUUCCCCCUUAAAAAUGGAAUAACCGAAAAAUUGAAACAAUGCUGUUUCAUUUAGUCUUCCUAACACAGAAAAAAAUGGCUACACUCGACAUAUCCCCGAACGGUUUUGCAGAGCCAUCAUUGCAGCUGAAGAAGACAUCAUGUUCCUAUUAUCACAUACUAGUCUUAAAAUGUAAAAUAUGGAUCUUUUGACGAUCCGCGAAAACUUUCGAAAUCUAGAAUUAUAGUCUUGAUGAACUUUGUAUCUUGCAAACGAUACUAUUCGUGCAUAAAAAGAAAAAACACAGAAGAAUUCAAAUCAAAUUGAUUUUGAAUAAAAGAUUGUCAAUCCGUUCGAUACUGGAGGCGCAAUUAACACGGCGCCUAGACUGAGCUCUCUCUGUUUAAACUUUUCUAGAGGACAGUAAAGCCACAAGACAUGUGGCGCCGUUUUUCUUUUUUUUUUUAAAAAAAAGCCUCCGUAUCAGGACCGUCCAAAAUCGCGAUAGUGAUGGUCUACUCGCUUAGUUUCUAGUUAUCAUGAUGUUAAAACACAUGAUACGUAUAAAUAUAGUGCAUAUAUAUAUAUAAUAUACAUACAUGUGCAUAUGGAAAUAUAUAUAUAAAUAAUUGUAUACAGAAUGACCAUGAUGAUAAUUUCUUUUGAAGAAUGUAUAAUUUUCCCCUUCAGAGAAAAAGGAAAUUUUGAAAACUCCUGGUGAUUCUGUAGUACCGUAUGACUUGUAUACACAGUUUCGGAAAAAGAGAAAAGAGAAUGAAUGUGGUGAAUGAAUGAGACGAUACGCGAGAGAGAAAGAGAAUAUUAUUUCGAAUAUAGAAAUUUACGAAUGUAAGUAGACGCGGGCCCGGCAGCGCCCCUCGCUGUGAUAUGAGAGGAGCAGCCUGCAAUCACUAAACCAAUGUACUUAUUUCCUGUAUCAUAGUAUUAUAUAUAUUAUUAUAUUAUUAUAUAUUAUAUUAAUAAAUUAAUUAUUGUAUUAUUAUCGUGCGUGCAGUAACGCCACAUUUUCGUACACGCAUCAAUGUAAGUGUACCUGCAAACCCAACUUGAUUGGAAGUAGAGUUUUUUUUAUAAUUUGGAAAAACGAACGCUAUCUCAUCUCGAAAUUUAAAUAAGUGGAAAUUUUCUAUUUUUUUAUAUUGGAAUUCACUUUUACUUCUCUGUAAGUAAAAAUUUUCUCUUAGGGGCUCUACAUCUUAGGGUUUUGUGGCUUUAGUAACUGAAACCAUAGCAACGGUUGCUAAGGUAACCAUAACCAUAGCAAAGGUUGCUAUAGUGACCAGAACCAUAGCAACGGUUGCUAAGGUAACUAAAACUAUGGCAACGGUUUCUAUGGUAACCAGAACCAUUAAAAUAGUUACUAACUAAAACUAUAGUAACGAUUGCUUUGGUAACCAUAAAAGUCAUUUUCCCUAUCGUUUGUUAUAUGAAAAUAACUUUUACAGUUUCCAGAGUUUGAACAUCCUUUUAAAAUUCACGAUUCGAUUAUUAUGUACAACAAAGUUCAAUAUAAAAAUUUAGUUUAUUUUUUUAACUUCUUCAAAAUAGUGGAAAUUUUCUCUUAUGUAAAUUUUAUUAUACGUAAAUUGCAUGAGAGAAAAAAUCCAUUUAUGAAUCCAUAAAUUGAAUUUUUUUUCUCUUAUGUAAUUGCGGAUGUAAUUUGAUAAAUUUAAUAUAUUCAAUAAAUUAUGUAAAUAAUUACAUAAUUUGAAUAAAUUUGCAAAAAAAAAAACAGAAUGAGACAAAUUUUUAGUUUGAAUAUAUACACCUAGAAGUGAAUUCUGUAAUUUCGUUUCUCCUUUGACGUGUUCAUUUUCACUUUUACUUUCAUUUUUGAAAGAUCCUUUUUUCCAUUUGGAGAGACUUUUAUUUUCUCAUUCAUUUUUAUUUUCUCUUUAAAAGAUUUUUAUUUUUAGUUUUACUUUGAAAAUGAUCAAUUUUGAUUGCAACUUUCAUUUUCACUUUCACUUUGAAAGAUUUCCAUUUUUACUUUCUAUCAACGUGAAUAUGAAAAUGAAAGAGAAAAUAAAU
Messenger RNA from Leptopilina heterotoma, 8041 nucleotides. RefSeq names its product homeotic protein spalt-major-like (gene salm). The coding region runs from base 878 to 5839 and encodes 1653 amino acids. Lineage: Eukaryota; Metazoa; Arthropoda; Insecta; Hymenoptera; Figitidae. The record is from RefSeq and is a predicted model, not a curated record. Gene Ontology annotation, biological process: regulation of transcription by RNA polymerase II. Gene Ontology annotation, cellular component: nucleus. The transcript is spliced from 8 exons. Gene Ontology annotation, molecular function: DNA-binding transcription factor activity, RNA polymerase II-specific; RNA polymerase II cis-regulatory region sequence-specific DNA binding.